AGUGGUAGCAAUGUAUUUUGACGGUGUAACAAUAACAAAUACUAUCUUAAGCUUAUUACAUUUCUGAUCUUAGCUGUAGAAUAAAUAAACGGAAUGGCUGCUAAAAAUUGGAACUACGUUUCUGCACCGCCAGAGAACGACGAGCAGCAGAGGGUGCGUUUCCAAAUUGAAUUAGAGUUUGUGCAGUGCCUGGGAAACCCCAACUACUUAAACUUUUUAGCGCAGAGAGGUUACUUCAAAGAUAAUGCUUUCAUCAACUACCUGAAGUAUUUGCUUUAUUGGAAGGAGCCUCAGUACGCAAAGUAUCUGAAGUAUCCUAUGUGCUUGUAUUUUCUGGACCUGCUUCAGUACGAGCAUUUCCGAAGGGAAUUAGUCAACGCACAGUGCUCGAAAUUCAUUGAUGACCAACAGAUAUUGCUGUGGCAGCAUUACACACGGAGGAGGAGUAGAUUGUCGCAAGCUCCAAAUGCCAAUGGACAGCCCGAACCAAGUUCAAAUACACCUAGCAAUAGUCAGAAUGGUCACAUGAAUACCAAAAUAGCUUAAUUUAUUAUUUAUUUAUAUAAAUUGUUUUCUUUACG
Nicrophorus vespilloides is the source of this 581-nucleotide messenger RNA. It is a transcript of the gene MED31, whose product is annotated as mediator of RNA polymerase II transcription subunit 31. The record is from RefSeq and is a predicted model, not a curated record. Gene Ontology annotation, biological process: regulation of transcription by RNA polymerase II. The coding region runs from base 94 to 546 and encodes 150 amino acids. Gene Ontology annotation, molecular function: transcription coregulator activity. The transcript is spliced from 3 exons. NCBI's taxonomy places the organism in Eukaryota, Metazoa, Arthropoda, Insecta, Coleoptera, Silphidae. Gene Ontology annotation, cellular component: core mediator complex; mediator complex.